AUGAUUGAAAUUCCAGAUUUGGACGACCUAAAUACUCAAUCUGAGGAGCCUCGCGUGGGAGCAAGACCCCACGGCAAAGAGAUCUCUAUCCCCAACCUCGACGACUACUACGACGAGAGCCGAGACCCAGACCACUGGUACUACCAGCAGCAGCGGAUUGACUCGCGCAGCUCCAAAAAAAAUGCCGACGAGCAGCAGCAGCAGCUGCUGCUGCUACAUAAUCCGUCAUUCACCCCCGACACCUCCUUGGAUAGAGAACCACACAUGCAAGAAGUGAGCCUCGAGCAAAUCGAAACGGGCGGCAACCUCAGUCUCAGCAACAACCACUCGGGGCUAUCUUUUGAGACCAGCGACUCAAUUGCAAUCAGUGCCCAGCAGCUCGACUAUCACGCCCAAGCUUAUCCCCAAGAUGAUGCUCAGGCUCACGAUCCAGAAGAAACUCCAACAAUGGCAACCGGGCUCACUUUUCUACCAAACGAUUUGCACGAACACAACACCUCAUUCAAGCUUCAGCAACCGCCUCCUCUCGCGAACCCCCGCAAAAUCUUUGCCAAAAAAAUGCAGGCCAACUUUGACACCCUCCCCGACAACAACACCCCGAGUCCGCGCGACGGCAGGUUCCUACUACUACAUGCCAAUCUGCUGGCAUCGCCGUUAUCCGCAUUCCACCACUUGCACAACCCCACAGAACCUUCUCCGCAGCUCCCGCCGCCAUUGUCAUCAAACUCGUUGCAGAAAGUCACCAGCAUAAACCCAGAAGACCACCAGGGCCUGGGCCUAUCAAGAAGAAAUCUCGCAACCUCCUUCAAAACCCCCGCGGAAUAUUCACUAAACAUCAUAUUCACCCAGUUUGUCAGACACGCAGAACGCAAAUUAAACGUUUUCCUCGAGCACUCGGUCAACGAGGAAUCGUGCUUGUUCAAAAUCUUUGCCGAGGGUGCCGACCCUCAAUUCGACCGCAUCGUAUCCUCAUUGGGCUACAUUGCCCGCCGAAAACCAAAACCCGUUAUCGACAGUGUCUUUACCUGGCGAAAAUCAAAGAGCGAAGUAGCUGCUAUGGCAGCUAUCGAGCUUGAAAAAGCAGUUAUCCUAGGCAAAACUAGCUCUGCAGCUGAAUACCGUCCCGACCUGGCUCGCAUGGCCACUACAGCAGCAAUAGGAGCAACAGCAACAGCAACAGCAACAGCAACAGCAGCAACGUCACCUCCGGCAAAAGUGAAGCGCAGUUUGAGUUUGAUGCGGAGUAAAAGCUUGUCCAAAAUCGCCCAUAAACGAAAUCAGUCUUCUGCAGCAGCAGCCGCGGGAGCAGCUGGGGGCACAGGUUUGGCUCCAUCACAAUUUCAAGAAGCAAACAACAAUAGCGAAUACUUGAAAAAGAAGCAAUUGCUAGAAGAGCAAAUCGUAAAUGCCCACCUCACCGCCAUCAAUGCCGAAAAAAAAUCCCUCGUCUCGGUUUACAUCUUGUGCCGCGUGUUGAUCGAGGUGGUCAAACAAACACCCACCACCGUCAUGGGCGAAGACUUGGGGGACAAGUUGGAGCAGAUUGUAUACACGCAACUCAAGACCACCGACCCGGCAACCACUAGCCAAUCCAUCAUCCGAGCUGCCAAUUGGACCUUGUUUGCCCAGCUACUAGGCAUCAUGUCGGAAAAGAGAUUCUUGAGCGUGAGCGACCGCUUUGUCUUUGAUCUUGAAAAACUCCCCGAGCGCAUCAAGCAAGAAGACGAGCCGGGAAUAUACUUGCUCAUCACGGGCAUGAAAUAUCUCAAGUUGAACCACUAUCCGCCGGAGCUAUUUGAAGAAAGCAAGGAGUUUAUCCAGAUCCUUGCCAAGUUUUUUAGUCGAGCCUCCAACGAGGCCACCACCUACGCCUACUGCGACUGCAUCUCGAGCUUGGUUCUCCCGUUGGCAAACGACUUGACGGCAGAGGCAAACGACCCCGGUUGGAACCAGGGAAUUCAGAGUAUAUUCCAAAGAGCCAUCCAGAUGUGGGGCAUGUUGGUUGGCUCCUCCGGCGGUGGCCCUGCUACUACUACUACUACUACUACCACUACCACUACUACCACUUUUGCUUCUGCUUCAUCGUCAUCACUUUUCAAUUUGGGCAAUCGGCUGUCAUCGAUGAGCAGUGGCUGGGCACAUCUACUAAACCUCAUCACGGCAAUCUUGUCGGUAUCGAGCAAAGAAGUAUUCACUACGGCUUGGUACUCGGUGAUUGAAGAAAACUCAUUCAAACUAAAGCCCAAAAUCGCCUUGGAGGACAAGAGGGCCUUCAUCAUAUGCGUCAACCGAUUGCUAUGGGUUUACUUGUACAGGGCUCCCGAGUCUUUAAACUCGACAAUCAAAAGACUAGACGAGUUUUUCAAUCUCAUCUUUUUCAACACUUUGUCUGCCGGUGGCGGAAACAAGAAAAACCACUGGCUAGUAAACGAUGUCCACUUGUUGAGCUCCCUUGUGAGCUUGAUACAAAUUGUCGGGUAUAGUCAUCUCAACUAUGUACUUGAGCAGGUUCUCGGUGCACUUCUCAAAAAGAGCUUCAACGGGUCUUCGUUGGAAUCGUUGGAGACAACCACGGUGAUUUUGGUGGUGCGGGCAUACGUCGGGUUGAUACUGGAACUCGAGAGCGACAACAAACCAGCUUUCCCUACCGUGGAUAUCUUUGAUAACGAUGCGGGCCAGGACUGCCAUGGAGACUCGUUGGUCAUUGACCACAAGUACAAAGCCAAGAACAAGACCAACAUCAUGUUGCACGAAGAAUUGUGCCACAAAUUCGCCGUCCUCUUGCGGUUACUCGAUGCACAACACGGGUGUUCCCUCACUGGCGUCUUGAACUCAGCCGAGGCGUCUGCCAAGUCUCAAUCCUCGUUUUCGUUCCACUUUAACCAUGACUCAAACUCGAGAACUUCAAAAGAGCUUGAAGUGGAGCUCCUUGCGGCAUUGAUCAAAUCGAUACCGUACACGAUGGUGCCUCCCACGGGCGAGAUGCAAACUGCUAGCGUCUCGUUCAAGCAAAUUGUCGAGUUGUUGACGAGAAACGCUGUGCACAGCGAUAUCAAAAUUAGAACCGCGGCCAUGCAAAGCUUGAGAACCUUGUGCAAACGGAAAAACCCCACCACUUUGCUCAACAUCUAUGCAAAGUACGCUUUCCAGUUGUCAGAAAAGACCGGCGCCACUUACAACUCCGUUUACCUAAACUCGCAAAACUUUAUGAGUUUGUUGAAAUUGUACACCCAGUUGCUUCAGACUUGGUACGACAUGUUUGAAGAGUUUGAAAAGAGAAAAUCUUCAAAAGCUGGCAACCCUUUGGCCCAAGAGGACGAGUUGAUGAAUCAGGAUGUGCUAAAUGACUUGUACCAGAUCAAUCACAAGAACCAGGAUUUGUCAAACUUGCCAAACGUAAAGACAAACCCGGGUGACGAGCUAGAGUGGAAGACGAUUGUUAACCUGGUUGAAGAAAUCGAAGGUAAUGGGCUUUUUUUUCUUUGCUCGCAGGACUCCCAAGUGAGGUCCUAUGGCUUGUUUGUUCUCAACAUUGUCGAUAAAUUCGAUCAAGCAAUCUACAACUUGACGGACCAAGAGGAGAAACCACCUCAGAACCACAAGAUCCACUCGAGAAGCUCAUCCAAGUUUGCUGCUGAUGUAGGAACAAGAAUAAUCCAUUUCUUGGAAAGCAUCGACGUCAACGAAAUCAUCCGCCCAUUCAAAAAGGAGUUGAGUGUACCUGAACGCAACAGGUUAUCGAGACGCAAAACGGAACCCAGCUUGCUAACUAAGCUCGCGGGGUCGGAUAACGGUAUCGACGCGACAAUUUGGUUGCGGAUCUACCCUGCCGUUUUGCAGAUGCUCUUUGAAAAAUGCCCGAUGCCCGUAGCCAUGUGCCGCAGCAUUGUAUGCGUGUGUCUAGUGCAGAUGCACGAGCUCAUUGUUGAGUAUUCCAACAGCUAUAAAUCCAUCACGGGCUCGCUAUUUUCAUCCAAAUCCACUCCCUUGGUGCCGCCCGAGAUUCUCGUGAACCAGUGGCGGCUCUAUUUGGUGUUUGCAUGCACCUCGUUAACCACCACAAACGAGCAAAAGAUUUCGUUCCCCAAGCAACCAACGCACGGGCGCAAGAAAUCCUUGCAGAUCUACAUCCAGCAUCAAAAAAUCACCAGCGCCAAGUCCGUGUUUAGAAUGGUGUUGCCCUUGUUGAAGUCGCAGCAGAUGAUGAUCAGAGAAGCGGUGAUUGUCGGCUUGACCCACAUGAACAUCAACAUAUUCAAGACUUUUUUGGAAAAUAUCCCCGAAGUGGUCAAUGAGUGGAAUCAAGACGUGCAGCAGCAAAAGAGAUCCGAUUUUGCUACUGCUGCUGCUACCGCUGACGACAGAUUCCGCAUCGAAGUGGUGCACAUCUUGAUGAACGCCACCGAGCAUUUUGGACCCAACGAUAUCAUAUACGGCGACGACGAAGUGUUGAAUGUCUUGGUCUCGAUUGUAAAAAAUGUGAAAAAUUUCUUGACCUUAGAUGACGUGCAAACCAACAUCGACUACCAGGCCUUGCGCCGUUAUUUCUGCGAGUUUUUGAUCAAUAUGUUUUUAGGGCUCCAAAGCUCGUUAAAGCUAACAUCGUGGUUCCCCUUUGAAGCGCGCAUCUCGUGCUUCAACUUCUUGACGGAGUGGUGCGGGUACGGAAACGCCAGCCACAUCACCGAUGAACGGUACGCCGCGAUUACAAACCGCAUCAGCCGCGGCAAGGACAACACCUCGGCCAUUGCCAUCUUGGAGCUCGAGAGGAAAAAAUUGCAAUUGGCGGCGUUGAGGUGCAUGGCCGUGUUGUGCUCGGGGAAAAUCACGCUCACGAUACCGGGGAACUUGGCAGUUGUCUCCUUUGAUGUGCCGGUUUUGCUAGAUUGGAUCCAUUCUUUGCUCGAGUCGGACCUUGAGAAAAUGCAAGAAAUUGGACUCUCUGCAUUGCGAAACUUGCUCGAGAACAAUUUUGAAAACGAAGAGAUUCGAGCCGCGGUGAUUAAAGAGAGCUAUACUUAUCAAAAAUCGAUGCCGACUUAUUUCUGCACCUUUGUCGAAGUUUUCGUGGAAAAGGACCAUCUGGAUCAGGAUUCCGUCCCUGAUUAUUUGGUGUUGUUGGCAUGCGUUCUUUGCGCAAACGAAGUAGCGAGGGUCAGGCUGUCGGCAGUCAAGCUUUUGGAAGCACUUCGGAUACGAUUUGGAGGCGGCGCCAAUUUGGCUGAUUUCACCGAGACCAUCAGUAGCGAAAGCUUGGUGAUUAGAAGGAAAGCAUUGGCAGACAUUGCCAAGUCCAUCGCCACGGGAGACCCCGGAAGGAUAUUCCAGAGAUUGUCCCACUUGAUGAGUUUCCAUGGCGUCAUUUCCGAAUGCGAUAGAAGGUUGCUAUUUUUGAUCUUGGAAAUGUUUUUGCAAAACGUCACUUUGAAAGAAAGCAAAAAUGAAAAUGGUGGUGGUGGUGGUGGUUGUGGCGUGUCAAAGUUGAACUUGGACUCGGAAAUGAUCUUGAACAACUUGUACGAGUUCUCCAUCCUUUAUGAAACCACCAACUCGCACGACUUGGAAAAAGCUUGGACCACCAUCGCCAACCGCAACGACAAUUUCGACAAGAUCCUCAAUUACAUAACAGAGACUUGUUUAGAGAAACGCAGCGCCUUCUUUGUCCAGAAAUCGCGCCUGAUCAUCGAUUACUUGGCCUUUUCGCAUCCUCAGCCAGAUUACGUAUUGAACAAGCUUAUGCAGAACCUUCAACCGAAGCUGAUGAUUCCGCCGCGUCCUUCGGGAAUGAGUGCAAUCGAAGUGACAGACAUUUUCCCCUAUGUUGCCAACUUGAGAUCCCAUUUCGACCGCGACGAAAAAUCAACGGCGUUCUCGUUGGGCCAGAUUUCCGUGGUGUUUCUAGUUGAUUUGCUCACGGUGAAGGACUGCAUCGACCAAGAAAAGCUUCCGAGAUUGCUACAUGUCUCGCUCACAUUGUUGGACCACUACUUACCCAUCAUCAGAGAACUGGCGAGCAAACUUUUGGUCAAUUUGAUCCAUUUCUUGGCAAAUGGCAAACCAAAGCUGAAGGAAACUAUCGCGUUGAUCAAGAAUAAGGAUCGAACAAAGCAGUUGUGGGUAUACGACGACUUGAACAAUGAUAAAAAGGGUGCCCAGACACCGCAGAACAUGGUCACGUUGGUUAGAAGCUUGCUCCAAGUUUUUGCUCCUUCCAAUCCCAAUUUCCAAGACACGUGGAGUAGAAUCGCGUUGACGUGGGGGACGACGUGCGCCGUGAGGCACAGCGCAUGCAGAUCUUUCCAGAUCUUCAGGGUCCUCAUUUCGUUCUUGGACAUUGAUGUGUUGAAAGCAAUGUUUCACCGGUUGUCCAACACCAUCUCGGACGAAUCGGCCGACAUCCAGGGCUUUGCAAUGCAGAUAUUGAUGACCUUGAACGCGAUUGCAGCAGAAGUGGACUCGCAGAAAUUGAUUGAUUUCCCUCAGAUAUUCUGGUCGAGUGUCGCGUGCUGGAGCACCAUCCACGAGCAGGAGUUUCUUGAAGUCUUGUCCACGAUGAACAAGUUUAUCUCCAAGAUUGAUUUGAACGCCGAGGACACCAUCGCGUGUCUCAUAUCCACCUUCCCGCCGAAAUGGGAGGGCAAGUUUGAAGGGUUGCAGCAGAUCGUUACGGCUGGUUUGAGGUCGUCGGCAUCGUGGGAGCCAACGCUAAACUUCAUGGACAAGUUGUUAAAACUCAAGGACUCGCAAAUUGUCGGGAUGGGAGACGCGAGAAUCGUAUCUGCGUUGGUGGCCAACUUACCGAGAUUCUUGGACGCAUUGGAGAAGAAAACUGUUGGGUCCGAAGUUGCCAGUGCCGCUGAAAGCAUUAGUGUUCUUGCUGAAAAUGGCAAUAAACCGGCAAUUGCCAAGAUUCUUGUUUCAUUUUCAAGGAACAAAUUUAGAUCCAAAAAAGAUUUCCUAGUGCAGACGGUAGCCACGAUGCGCAGCUCGUUUUUCCCAGAACAUGAAGUGACCAUACUCGUUUCGCUUUUGCAGAUGCUUUCCAACACCACGCGUUCCUUCCGCAAACAAAACUUGAUUCUUUUGAAAGCCAUCAUCCCUUUUAUAAAUUUCCGCAAGGAAGAAUUUAUCGGCGUGAGCGCCGAUCUCAUAUCUCCGUUGUUGAGGUUGUUGACCACCGAUGUUGCCGACCAGGCGUUGGAGGUCUUGGACGACGCCGAGAUGAUCUCAGGCUCGCAAUUGGAUGAAGACAUUUUGCGAAUGAGCUUGGGCAACACUUCCGUGCACAAAGAGUACGAAAACACGUCGACGUUGUUUGGCGUGCCUCUGGAAAGCGGAUGGUCGGUGCCUGCGCCCACAGUCACGGCCACGAGGACCAGAAACAAUGUGCACGCGGUGUUUUCCACUUGCGCCGCGGCCACUGAGCCCGAGCCCCAGAAUGAAGAGAUCCAUUUCCACCUGGAAGACUACUAUGGUCCCAAUGGCGGCCUAACCGACGCUACAGAGUCGGUUUCAAUGAGUGUUGAGGAGCCCGAGGUCUCGUUGAGCAAUAUGUGGGCUGCCCUUGACGACUUUGAUAGUUUCUUCAACACGGAGAAACUCGCCAAGGCGGCAAAGCAACGGAACAAACUAUCACAACCGCUGGUGCGCUCCGACGCAGACCAGUUGGCGCCUCAGCUGGUCACCGUUGAAGGUCUCCCCAGCGCGUAUGACGGGAAAGUCUCGGCUAUAUUGAACAAGAACAUGAACUCGAACCUGGUGUUUAGGAAUAGUUAUUUGGACUACUACAUGGGAGCAGACAAGGAACAUGCUACACCGGCGCCAAUCAUAAAGAGGUCAUAUAUCCCAUUUAGGAGCAAAAGUGUUGUGAAAAAUAGGGAGAAUGGCGCUACCCCUGGCCUGGCGUUCUCUCCCGCGCUUGAAUCGCACCGGACGCCGCAAUUGACCCCCACGUCGAACUUUUCGUUCAUGACGCCCGUGGUGGGCACCAGGGCCACCUUUAGCAACGGACAAAGCAACGGCGUUGGGGUUGCCGAACCAAUCUUGGAAAACAGCUCAAAGUUGGAAGGGAUGCUUGGGACCAAGAAAAAGUCCAAGAAACCAGCCACCACCACCACCAACAACAACAACAACAACAACAACAAGGAUUCUCCAAAUUCUUCAAACACCAACGUGAGACCCGAGCUGGAGCUUUUGGAAACGCCCGUGAGUUUCAUGGCUCUGUCGACUCCCGGUGAGCUCUUCCUGCCUACGCGACAGACACCCACACUUAACCCACCCAAGAGAAAGAAAAACACCAGACAGUGA
Lodderomyces beijingensis is the source of this 8307-nucleotide messenger RNA. Lineage: Eukaryota; Fungi; Ascomycota; Pichiomycetes; Serinales; Debaryomycetaceae. The record is from the annotation of a GenBank genome assembly.